AUGUACAUUUUCUUAAUUACUCUGUGCAGUGGUUAUAUGUCCCCUGAAUAUGCCAUGAACGGUAUUUUUUCAGUGAAGUCUGAUGUCUACAGUUUUGGAGUCCUACUGUUAGAGAUUGUGAGUGGCAAGAAGAAUACCAGUUUUUCUCAUUUGCCUGGCCCUUUAAGCCUUAUAGAACACGUAUGGGAUUUGUGGAAGAAAGGUAUCAGUGUUGAGCUAAUGGAUCCGUCGUUGAACUUCUCUUGUCCUGAAACUCAAAUGCUAAGAUAUAUUCAUGUUGGUCUACUAUGUGUACAAGAAUGUGCCGUGGACAGACCCACCAUGUCAGAUCUUAUUGCUAUGCUUACAAAUGAAACUAUGUGUUUACCUGAUCCAAAACAACCAGCAUUUUAUACUGGAAGAAGAACUCGAAAUGCACCAACUUUACCUGUACAGAAUAAGUCAGAAGAUUGUUCGGUAAAUCGUGUUUCUACGUCUGUGUUGGAGGCGAGAUAGAGGCGUAAGUGGUCAUUUAUAUAAGCAAUUAAGACAUUUUUCUAAUGCUAUGUUUGGUUGUCAAAAAAAUUAAAGGAAGAAA
Messenger RNA from Cornus florida, 577 nucleotides. Its product is annotated as receptor-like serine/threonine-protein kinase SD1-7. Gene Ontology annotation, molecular function: protein serine/threonine kinase activity. The coding region runs from base 1 to 495 and encodes 164 amino acids. Gene Ontology annotation, biological process: protein phosphorylation. NCBI's taxonomy places the organism in Eukaryota, Viridiplantae, Streptophyta, Magnoliopsida, Cornales, Cornaceae. The transcript is spliced from 2 exons. The record is from RefSeq and is a predicted model, not a curated record.